AUGCUCUCAUCACCUCGUGGUCUGAAGCGUUCACGUUAUGGCAAUGUCAUGGGCGAUUCUUUGCGUCAGUCUACCGGCCUGCGCAUCGAUAAAGACAGACAGACUGCCAUUCCUGGCAUUGCAAGGAAACUGGCUACCAAACCUGCCUCACAACUAAGCGAAAGCGACGACUUGAUCUUGCGCACCGAUUCCCUCAUGGCCCAAUUGGAUGCCGACACUAAACUCGCAACCACUCCUGUUAUUCCCAAUCGCACAGCACAACAACUCGGUCAGCUCUGGCAGAAGAAUGCCCAGAUCAAAUCACAAUCCGGCUCAAUCGGUCCCAAAUCAAACUCCGGUCUUGACAAGGCAAACUAUCUGGCGCAGCUCGCUCUCCGUCUACACCAUCCCUUCUCCACAUCCGCCAAUGCCCCUUCCUCGUACCAACCCUCGAACGCUUACUCCAAUCUUGUCAUGUCCUCAGACCACCCUACCUCGAUCCCGCGUGCCCUGCUCGACUGGCUGAACACCUACCACAACCCAUUCCCCGAUGAUCUCACAGAUGUCAUGCGCCACCGUCCUACUCCUGUUGCUCACGAUCGAUUCUGGGACAUGGUUUAUGCCUGCACCUUGCGUGGUGACAUCCUCAACGCCAUCAGCUUAUUAGAAACUGCCGACUGGUCGCAAGCCGAGUCUGCUAUUGAAGAUGGUUACGAUGAACCUGGAUAUUCAGGAAGCCACCUUCACGCUGUUCGUGAAGUUGUCAGCCGCUGCGUGGAUCUGCUUAGUACCUGUCCCGCUGUCACUGAGAACGACUGGGAUGUCAAGGGCUCUGACUGGACUAUCUUCCGCCACCGUGUUCGUCGCGAACUUCAAGACUUGCAGGAUUUUGCAGAAGCAGACAGUCGUGACAAGGACCAAUUCCCGGCCGCACCCUUUGGCAGGGUAAGCAUGAGUUUCAGUACCGCCAGUCGCCGUGCCGAGAGCAAGGUGCCUUGGCUCAUCUACGAGAGUCUGAAAACUCUGUACGGUCAACUUCUGGGCAAGAGGGAUGAGAUCAUGGUUGCUACUCAGGACUGGUUGGAGGCCGUUAUCUUUCUUACUGCCUGGUGGGAUGGUGAAGACGACGAUGUCAUCUCAGAUGACUUCGCUGCCAGUAGACGCUCCAUGCGCCAGUCACAAUCCAUGCGUCAAGUGGACAUCUCGCCUGUAUUCGCUUACAAGAAACAACUCCUUCUGGCUUUCGCUGCUACCACCGACAAACCCGAUGAAGAAGAGUUCUACCUCAAUACUGUUAGCCCCAUCCAGGUCGGUCUUGCCUGCAUUUGUGAAGACGAUAUUCAAGGUCUUAUCGGUAUCUUGAGAUCGUGGUCUUUACCUGUCGCUUCUGCUCUUGUUGAACUAGCUACUGUUACAGGCUGGAUGCCCUCUUCGGCAAGCAACAUCUUGGACGCCUUUGACCAAGACGAUUUGAUGGUUUUGAAUCACGGUCAACCAACCCAGCCUGAAUUGAUCAAGCGUGAUGACGUCUUGAUACAAUAUGCUUCGGUAUUGGCCAAGAAGGAUUCCUUCAAGAGUGCGACUGGUAAACCUGUGCAAGAAGGCUGGGAUCUGGCUUGUCGUGUGCUUGGCCGUCUUGAUAGCUUCGAAACUGCCAAGUCAAAAAUCUCAGAGGUGCUGAACCAGAUCACCCUUGACUCAACGACACGAGUGGAUAAGGUCCUCGCUGUUCUCAAUGAGAUUGGUCUGCCUGACCAGGUUCGCGAGAUCGCCGAGCGCUAUGCCGACGAUCUGGCAGCUUCCAGUCAGGACUAUGGCAGCGCUUUGAUCUACUACGCCCGGGCACACGCUUCGCAAAAGCUUAGAAGUACCAUUGAUCUGCUGAUCUCAUUAUGUCUGGUGCAGAGUGCUGCCUUCCCUCCACAGGCAAUCAUUGAUCCGCAAUUGGAUGCUCUGCUCAAUGAUCAACACGCUACUCUUCACCAGGUUGCGCGCCAAGACGUCGCAGCUGCCCAACUACUUGCAUCACAGCUUAGUGGUUAUGCAACGCUGCGUCGCUUCUAUGACUUGCGCGACGCAGAUGCUGCCAAGGAUACAGCAGAAGCUGAUCCUGGUAUGUUGAGACCCUUGGCCCGGAAACGCGAAGCAGCCAGGGCCUUGAUGGCUGUCAUUGAGUCUGCCGCAGAUUCCAUCCGUGGAGGCUUGUAUGAUCCCGAGGCCCAGUCUGUAGUGCAGGUGGAUGCUUUGAUGACUUUGUUGUGCGAAGCAUUGCCUCUUAUGAACCAAACAAAGCAAAUCUUGAAGACACCGCACCUCCUCACUCUGAUACGCGCCAUCGAAGACCUCGAAACGAUUACACCUGGCAUUUACGCUCAAAACUCUGCUGUCUUCAACGCUGCAAUCAACACCUAUCUCUCAAACUCGAACACACCUAAUAUUGUCACAUCACAAUCAUCAACGCCGGAUCUCAGCAAGUCGAUUGCAGGCCUGAAGCAGAGUGUCAGCUGGAACAUGGUCAACAGCAGCGGCAGCAUUGCUUCAGAACAGAACGGCAAUGGCAGCGACUCCAGUGCUGGCGGGAUGGGGGGUAUACAGGUGAAGAGGGCCUGGGACUGGAGAGUCGGAGCUGUGUACAUGAAGGGCAAGAGUGUCAAACCCGAGGACGUAAUGAGGGUCUUAAGAUGCCAAGUCGCGAUCGAGAUGGGCAAGGUGUGGGUGUAA
Aureobasidium melanogenum CBS 110374 is the source of this 2700-nucleotide messenger RNA. RefSeq lists its product as uncharacterized. NCBI's taxonomy places the organism in Eukaryota, Fungi, Ascomycota, Dothideomycetes, Dothideales, Saccotheciaceae. The record is from RefSeq and is a predicted model, not a curated record. Bases 1 to 2700 code for a protein of 899 amino acids. The transcript has 3 exons. Gene Ontology annotation, cellular component: nuclear pore outer ring. Gene Ontology annotation, biological process: protein import into nucleus; positive regulation of DNA-templated transcription; mRNA export from nucleus. Gene Ontology annotation, molecular function: structural constituent of nuclear pore.